AUGCCGUCGCUGCCGCAUCGCCCAGUGCUGGCCCCCCGUGACGGCAUAUCUAGCUUUGUGUCUGUCCAAAGCUCGGAUUCCUAUUACAGCGAUCAUGAAAUCGCCAUCCUACACCGUGUCGUCACGGCAGCCCAGGAGAAUCUCGAACUCCUUCCCGAGGGCGAGCGAUUGGCAACAAACGCCUUAUUCCAGGCUUAUGAUGCCGUGCUCCCACUCUUCGGCAUCGACCCGGAGGAAGAAAACCAUAUCUCGCGCCUCGUAUUCCGCGUUGGCGGUGAACGCGGCGAAGGGUCACUCCAGGAGAAACUUGACGCCGUUUUGUCAAGGAUGGGCAUCGGCCUUGAGUUCGGAAGCGAAGGGUCCAGGGCAUUAUCAAACAACGGCGACGACGACAACGAAGAUGAAGACGGAGCCGGAGCCGGAUAUGUGGAGGCUGCUACGCCGCAGCCUGCGCUUACAAACACCGAUCGAGACUCUAUCACGUCCGGAGACGAGUCCUCUAAAGAGGUCGAGCUUGCACCCCGAGAACCAUACGCGACUCUGCGAUCUUCGCAGGCGCAAGCAUCACAUCACUUGGGCUAUGCUGCAUCUCCCCCAAGGCUGACGCGCGUUGGCUUGGUAUCGAAUCACUUGGAUCUGAAGUCUAUCAACCAUAAUAAACCGGCACCCCAAAGCUAUACCCCCUCGACGGCUGGAAACACAGAACAAAGUCGUCAAAGCCGGCAAUCAGGAUCUGGCACCAGUGUGCAACGUGGCGCCAGCGACACCACAGUUCAGCCCAUUGAGGCGCCUUAUAUCCACCCCGCAAAUGAGAACGAGACGGCCGCUCUACCAAUACGGACAAAGCCCAUAAGAACGGUGAAUUGGCUGCUUCCGCCUGAUACCACCAGCAUCAGCGCCGGCACCGGCGUCAUGGAAGACCAUGUUGUGCAUGAUACUGAGACACGGGGUUCUCGUGAACAUGAGCUCAGUACUCAAAAGCCUUCAGUACACGCGCCUCCUGUACAUGAAUCUACGGUCCAGGAGAUUGCCACUCAUCAAGCAACCAAAAGGAAGCAACCUGUCGAAGAACCCCCUGCAGGCGGGAUCGAGGGUGAUGAAGCAAAGCCAGUGAUUGACGAUGAAAUCAACGGAGGGCCUGAUGACGAAGCAAGAUAUGCGGUACUGGAGUGGAAAUCGACCAAAGUAAAGGGGUACUUACUGCUCCUAAGAGGAUUGUCACACUGGAAACAACACGCUCUUGACAAGCUCGAACGAAUGGCCGUAGCAAGGAGGCAUAUUUUGCGGAUGCGUCACUUCGACCCGUGGGAGCUGGUCACGGCCGAAACUAGGAUCCGGGGUCGUCGUGUGUUCACUUCUCGUCUUAUGGCCUCAUGGCUCAGGCGCGCCGGUGAAGACUUGGACACAGAAGAUGCAAGCUUAGCCCAUGCCCAACGGAAUAUGGCCCAGAAUGCCCUCAGACAAUGGUCAACCUCCUGCCUAAGUCCAAUGGAACCUCGUUUUCCGCCGCGCACUGUGUCCAUUCAUCUGCAACAAUGGCAUUCGGCUUGCUCAAGUUUACAGGGGCUUAGGUCGCACAUGGAGAAUCUGUACGAAGAACAUGGAAGGUUUCGGGUCUUGAGGACAUGGUCCCACCAAGCAGCGUCUCAUCUGAGAGACGUUGCUGCAUUUCGCAGAUACCAUAUCAUUCAGGGCCCUUUACACCAGUGGCAUCUUGACUCAAGGGUAGAGGUCUUCAAGUCCAAGCUGGAAAUCAAGCUCGUUCGCAGCUGCUUGUCGAGGUGGCAAAGCGCGUGCAUGGCCCCACCGAUAUUCGGCCAGAUCAACGCCCUCAGCCGCGGGAUUGCUGUGGAUUCUGUGUCCGGCAUGGCCUUGCCUAGACCGCGGCGAGGCGUGACAUCCCUCAUGGCCAUAUCAGAUCGUCUGCUGAAGACCAAAGUUCUUUGCAAUUGGCAACGACAAGCUUCAGUAGUCGCCAAGACGAGCACGAGAACGCGUCGGUUUGCGUCGCAUCGAGGGGCACAUAAAGCAUUGGAAAUGUGGCAUAUCGACGUCGAUGAAAAAAGAAACCUCCAGAAGUGGGUGCAGCGCGGUUGUUUCUACAUUAGUGUCACGCAUGCACUCAAGACAUGGCGAUCUAGAUCAGCUUGGAGGUCAGGGACUCGAAAGUCCUAUGCCCGAUGCAGACAGCACGUCAAAGCUACCUUCACCAAAGGUUAUCUUGAUUUGUGGAAGACAGCUACUCGUGCUCACGUGAACUUGGGCUGGAAAACGGAUCAGCACCACAUUGUAGUGGAACAUGGUCGUCUCAUUCAUAUGCUGAAAUUGUGGCGAGAAGAGAGCAGUCGCGACGGGGGGACGAGUAAGCUUUUGACUGCUGCAUGGGUGGACGAAUGGAAUGGAAUGUCCCAAGAUCUCGCCGUCAAAGAGGACCGCGUCAAACAGGCUUGGUCGGUGAACCUGAAGUCACGUUGGUGGAGUCAGUGGCAAUCAUCUUUGCUGCAAUUGAAAAGCCGAGAAUACGUGGCACUAGAUGUUAAGGAAAGGAACAGCAAGAAGGCUGUACGACGACUUCUGCUGCAUUGGAAGGGAGAAAGGAAUCUGAGCACAUCUUACCAGUCAGCAACACUGAGAGCUAGUCUCGGCAGCUCAAGAAGAGGAGCUGGCUUCGUGGCCAGUCGCACCUCACUGCCACUCUCGAGAGCAGUUCACGAACGGCACAGCGGACCAAGUUUUCGCGGUUCCAGGAUACAAGAAGUGGAGCCAACGGCUGACGACGAUGAUCACGACGGAACCGGGUCUGGACCAGAUACUGAUGGAGUUGUGGCGAAUACGCCGACCCGGUGGACGGGUAUGGCGUCUUCUGUGAGGCUUCCGUCCAUGACACCUUUUGCUCCCCUUCCAACGCCAUUUGAACGAGAGCUCCGAGAACGAUACAACCGAAGCGUGCCUACAACUGCGACUGGCCAGAUGAGCAGCCUUUCCUUCGCACAGGCGCAAAGGCUCUCUGUGGCCGGGACACGGCGAGCAGCCAGGGAGAAUACAGCGGAUAUUGGCAGAGGUGGUUGA
Messenger RNA from Colletotrichum costaricense, 3069 nucleotides. RefSeq lists its product as uncharacterized. The transcript is spliced from 3 exons. Bases 1 to 3069 code for a protein of 1022 amino acids. NCBI's taxonomy places the organism in Eukaryota, Fungi, Ascomycota, Sordariomycetes, Glomerellales, Glomerellaceae. The record is from RefSeq and is a predicted model, not a curated record.